GUUUCUAGGAAAUCUAUACUUUUGGAAGAAUACUGGGACAAGGGAGUUUUGGAAUGGUCUUUGAAGCUACAGACAAGGAAACAGACACUAAGUGGGCAAUUAAAAAAGUGAAUAAAGAAAAGGCUGGAAGCUCUGCUGUGAAGUUACUCGAACGUGAGGUGAACAUCCUAAAAAGUGUAAAACAUGAGCACAUCAUACACUUGGAACAAAUAUUUGAGACGCCUAAGAAAAUGUACCUUGUGAUGGAGCUUUGUGAGGAUGGAGAACUCAAAGAAAUGCUGGAUAGGAAAAGCCAUUUCUCAGAGAAUGAAACACGGUGGAUCAUUCAAAGUCUCGCAUCAGCUAUUGCGUAUCUUCACAAUAAGGAUAUAGUACACAGAGAUCUAAAAUUGGAAAACAUAAUGGUUAAAAGCAGCUUUAUUGAUGCUAACAAUGAAAUGAACUUAAAUAUAAAGGUGACUGAUUUUGGCUUAGCAGUGCAGAAGCAUGGUGGGAGUGAAGCCAUGCUGCAGGCCACUUGUGGGACUCCCAUCUAUAUGGCACCUGAAGUCAUCAACGCCCACGACUACAGCCAGCAGUGUGACAUUUGGAGCAUAGGUGUCAUAAUGUACCUUUUAUUAUGUGGAGAACCACCCUUUAUGGCAAACUCAGAAGAGAAGCUUUUUGAGUUAAUAAGGAAGGGAGAACUGCAUUUUGAAGAUCCAGUCUGGGAUUCCAUAAGUGAUGGUGCCAAAAGUGUUUUGAAACAACUUUUGAAAGUAGAUCCGGCUCACAGAAUUACAGCUAAGGAACUACUAGAUAACCAGUGGUUGACAGGCAAUACGCUUUCUUCAGUGAGACCAACAAAUGUAUUAGAAAUGAUGAAAGAAUGGAAAAAUAACCCAGAAAGUGAUGAGGAAAACAAGAAAGAGGAGAAGAAUAAUCAGUCCCAUAAAGAAAAGUUGGAAUAUUACCGACAACACAGAAAUGUCCCUGCUGUCAAUAGCACUUCAGAUGAAAAGGAGGAAAAACCAGCCAAACAAAAAACCACAGGAACACGAGAUAAGCCCACUGCUUUUGAAAAGAAAUUGCUGAAAGUUGGUAAGAAAACAGAUACAAGUGACUUUGACUCAUGCUGUUCAAGUUCCACGUCUAGCAGACUCCUCUCACCUGAACUCAAGGGAGAUGUAGAGAAAACUUCUGCGGUGCCAAGCCCAGGAGGAGUAACCAAAUCCACUGUUAAAUCCACUGCCCUGUUUCGAGCCAAAAAAAAGCCCUAAUGUACCCUCCAGUGCUGAACAAACAGUACCAAAACGAACUGCUCUUUCUAGUGCUAAAGGGAGGGGUGAGGAGGGGAAGGGACCGAGCUGCGCCGAGCUUUCGGCCUCCUGGACUGUGGGGCCCUGCCUUGUGGCUGCACCAGUUUAAAAUUGAAGCUAGUUAUCUCCAAAGGAGCAUAAACUGCACGGAGUAUUAAAGCACAGCCACUAACAGGCCCGAUGGCCAUGCGGCUAAAAUCAACUCAAGAUGUAGCCAGGGGUUGUUUAAGGGGCAGAUGCCCUCCAUGAAGGCUGGGGCAGUACUGCUUGGUUUUACUUCAGAGUCUUAUGUUUAAGCACAGUUGUUUAUAGGGAAAACAAGAGGCCAAAUAUGGUAGUGGGGGUUCCACAUAAUUAUGUGCACUUCGCACUACAAGACUUUGUUAGAAAAUUACCAAUAACCUGGCCAUAGCGUUACGGCAGAAGUGCUUCAGUCCUCCACAUGUGUUCAUGUAAUUUUAGGUCACUAUAGUUGUUUAAAACAACUCAUUGUAAGCAUAGAGAAAUAAGACAGUUUGUAACUGCUUACCAUUAACUUGCUGCUAAAUUCCCAAUGCAUUGAUUCAAUCAAUAAA
Messenger RNA from Octodon degus (degu), 1873 nucleotides. RefSeq names its product serine/threonine kinase 33 (gene Stk33). Gene Ontology annotation, biological process: protein phosphorylation; mitotic DNA damage checkpoint signaling. NCBI's taxonomy places the organism in Eukaryota, Metazoa, Chordata, Mammalia, Rodentia, Octodontidae. Bases 54 to 1259 code for a protein of 401 amino acids. Gene Ontology annotation, molecular function: ATP binding; protein serine/threonine kinase activity. Gene Ontology annotation, cellular component: nucleus; cytoplasm. The record is from RefSeq and is a predicted model, not a curated record. The transcript has 11 exons.